Messenger RNA from Aspergillus homomorphus CBS 101889, 1249 nucleotides. Its product is annotated as telomere maintenance SDE2 family protein. Gene Ontology annotation, cellular component: nucleus. The transcript has a single exon. NCBI's taxonomy places the organism in Eukaryota, Fungi, Ascomycota, Eurotiomycetes, Eurotiales, Aspergillaceae. The record is from RefSeq and is a predicted model, not a curated record. Bases 156 to 1100 code for a protein of 314 amino acids.
CUUCGCCUCAGCAAGCGCCUUCCAUCCACGUCAGAUCGAAUCUUGAUAUCACCUUAGCAGCUGGCGCAACUGCUGUGACCUGACACAUAUUCUCUCCAUUUUGAACUUCUCAACUAGCUUUACUUGGGAUAUCAGUCAACACAAACACCUCCAAAAUGGCGUCGCAAACCAUCAACGUGCUCCUUUCAUCCUUCCCGGGACUUUCGCUUCCCUCCACCGUCACCUUCUCGCUGCCUUCAUCCUCGAGUCUUGCCGAUCUUGCAGACAAGAUCUCAUCAUACCUUCCUCCAUCUAUCCCCCUGCACUCCUUGAUCCUAACGACCACGAACAACAAACAACUCAUCCCCUCCGCCGGACCCCUCCUCCCUUAUCUCUCCAGCGCCAAUGGCGACGCCACCACCCCGACAACCCUGCUCCCUCUGCGCCUAAGCGUGCCCCUAUGCGGAGGCAAAGGAGGUUUCGGGUCGCAGCUGCGAGCCGCGGGAGGGCGGAUGUCGAGCAAGCGCAAGCGCAACCAGGGCGACGACAACGGGUCCAGCCGCAACCUCGACGGGCGGCGACUGCGCACGGUCAACGAAGCCAAGGCGCUGGCCGAGUACCUGGCACUCAAGCCCGAGAUGGACAAGAAGGAGAAAGAGGAGCGGCGCCGCCGGUGGCAGGCCGUGGUGGAGGCCGCGGAGAAGCGGCAGGAGGAGCUGAAGAACGGCGGCGGCAAGCAGAAGAUCGACGGCCAGUGGAUGGAGGACAAGGAGGAGAUGAACGAGAAGGCGAGGGAGGCCGUCCUCAUGGCCAUGAAGGACGGCCUGUGGACCGAUAACCUGCGCGAUACGAUCCUGGGCGGCUCGAGCACCAGUGCCAGUCCCAGUGAGGACAGUGGUCGGGAGACCCCGUCCACCAGCGACGACGAGGAGGAGGAGAGCGAUGAGGAGGCUGAAGUGGAGAUGGUUGAUGCGCCGGGUCCGUCGAACCCGACUCGCAGUGCGCCGAGACGGUAUAUUGGAUUUGAUGAGGAUGAUGAGUUUAUGAGUGACUCCGAGGACGAGGAGGAGGCUGAGGGGCCUGCUGGUGAUGUUAAGGGCAAGGGAAAGGCGAAAGUUUGAUGGAUAUAAUGCAUGGGUCUCAUGGUUUCUUAUGGCGUACGGUCUGAAUAAGGGAAAUGCGGUUCUAUUCCACUUUGAUUGCGGCUUAUGCUCUUUUUGCAUGGUUAUUCUAGUAUAGCUUUCACUUAGCAAUUAUUUUUUGUACCAAC